Meloidogyne enterolobii is the source of this 332-nucleotide messenger RNA. Lineage: Eukaryota; Metazoa; Nematoda; Chromadorea; Rhabditida; Meloidogynidae. The record is from the annotation of a GenBank genome assembly.
UUUUUUUGUAAAUCCAAACUCUUAUCCAUUUCAAUUCCAACUCUAUUUCCAUCACUUAAUGUGUCUUAAUUCUUAUUUUUUUCUUUUUUUCUAUAUUAUAAUCACAACACAAAAAUAUUUUUUUCAAAAAUUUUGUUUAAUUUUUAUUACUUUAUUUGUUAUUUUUAAAAAUUGUAUAUUUAUUUGUUUAUUAUUUCCUCGUCUUUAAUAAUCAUUUUAUUGUUGGCAUCUAAAUUUUAUUUUAAAUGUUGUCAUUAUUUUCUUAUAAUUUUUUUAUUUGUGUUAAUUUUAUGUUUUGCAUGUGGAUAUUCCACGAAUGCGUAUAGCUUGUC